Siniperca chuatsi (mandarin fish) is the source of this 4030-nucleotide messenger RNA. Its product is annotated as BEN domain-containing protein 4. The transcript is spliced from 6 exons. NCBI's taxonomy places the organism in Eukaryota, Metazoa, Chordata, Actinopteri, Centrarchiformes, Sinipercidae. The record is from RefSeq and is a predicted model, not a curated record. Bases 472 to 2109 code for a protein of 545 amino acids. Gene Ontology annotation, molecular function: DNA binding.
GACUAUUCGCUCGUUUUCAGCUCCUACGUGUCUGGGUGUGGGUCGCCUUUUCUUUCAUUUGCGCUCAUGUUGCUUUAUUGAUGCUUUGAGCUCGGUAGCAAAAUGGCCUCUGCCUUUUCAUUUGUCGGAUUUCUUUCUGCGUUUUUUUUUUUCAUUUCCAGAUUGUACAAUUGCUAUAGCGCCCCGUUGUUCUCUGUGUGGAUGGUGGCUACAAAGGAGGCAGGCAGCGGCGCACAAGUCCCGCCUGCACUUCCCUCUGGAUGAGUCUCAGUAUCGGCGCUCCCGACUGGGGAUUGGAGCGGCGGCUUGUCAGUAAAUUAGCCCACCCUUCACUCAGUGUGUAUGAGGGGAAACCGAGCCAGACAGUGACGGAUCUGAUCCCCCCCCCCCCCCAGUCAUCAGCUGCUAGUCACACCAGCACGCCACAAUACCGACCCGGAGCCAUCCGCCGCGCUGUGACACCUGGCAGGGAUGGAGGGAGAGAUGCAGCCCGCAGAUGAAGGACCCUGCGCCCCGAAGAUGUGCCGACAACAACGGGGUCCGUACAGCACCCUGAAAACCUUCCAGAGCAAGCGCUCGGCGGGCAAGCCGCGCUUUGACAGGUCCGCUGUGGUCGAGGUGCCUCUGUUUGGCGACGGGCAUCACUUCACUUUUCAUCCCGAGCAGCCUCAUCAUUUCCAGCCGCACCAUCACCACCACCACCACCAGCAGCAGCAGCAGCAGCAGCGUCUGCAGCAGCUCCAUCAAACCAGCGUCGCUAUCAGCAGCAGCCAGCAGCAUCGUUUCCCAUGUGAGAACAGGCCCAGCAGCAGGGUCCCGACAUCCACCUCAGCGCCGGCGGGCAGCGUGGCGGCGGCAGCAGCGUCUCCUGGUACCCAGCAGCGGCGCGCCAGCAGCGGCAGAGCGGAGCCCAGAUUCUCCCCAGACUGCACCUACGGUAUCAGCUCAGAGAAUCGUCUCAUCUUGGAUGCCUUUGCCCAGCAGUGUAGCCGAGUCCUCAGCCUCCUCAACAAUGGCCGUCUCUUGGAGCCCUCCUCCUCCUUCACCUCUAACAUCAAGCUGGAAGACGGGCCAGGGGGGGCACAGGGGCUUCACUGCUCCUCACUGGGGAAGUCCAAACCUGAAGAGAGCUCUUCCACCACAGACCCAGAUGAGGAGGCCCAACAAAGCCAUUUGAGCCAACAACAGACCUCUGCCGUUCUCCGCAUCUUCACAGACUCCCUACAGAACUAUCUGCUCUCGGGGCCUCAGCAGCAGCGACAUCUGGCUGCGGGUCUGGAGGAUGAGCAGUGCCCGUCGGCGGAGCCCGGCUCCGGGCUGUCUCCUCCGAGACACAGCCUGGGGGGCUGGGGGUCGCCGACUCCGUCCGAGUCGUACGGCCACCCGUCGUCCACGCUGCCUGAGGAGGAAGAGGAAGAGGAGAGCUGCUGUCCACGCUGCCUGGAGUUGGAGCAGGAGGUGCUGUCUCUGCAGCAGGAGAACGAGGAGCUCCGCAACAAGCUGGAGAAUAUCCCAGUUCCCUGUCAAAAUGUUCUUGACUACUUCAAGACUGUUCUUGAGUUUCACAACCAGCUGGUCCAGCCGAUGCCGGAGGAGCAGCUCACCGAGGAAGAAGAGCGGCAAACAGUCUUUGAGGGCAGUAAACAGCUCCUGGAGAACUACCCUCUCUUCAUCUCUAAUAAGCAGUGGGACGAAGCCGUCAACUCCUCUAAGAAAGAUGGCAGACGGCUGCUUCGCUACCUGAUUCGCUACGUUUUCACCACAGACGAGCUCAAGUUCUCUUGCGGUUUGGGCAAAAGGAAGCGUUCAGUCCACUCAGGAGAUCCAGGCCUGGAGAGACGACCGCUCAACCCCGUCAAAGUCAGCUGCCUCAGAGAGUUCAUCCGGAUGCACUGUGCCUCAAACCCGGACUGGUGGAUGCCCUCAGAGGAGCAGAUCAACAAAGUGUUCAGCGAUGCCGUCGGUCACGCUCGUCAGGGCCGAGCGGUCGGUACAUUCCUGGGCAGCAGCGGCAGCAGCACCAGCAGCCUCUAUAUGGACGCCUUUGAUGGACAUCUGUCACAGGACGAACUGUAUUUAAAAGGCUGUCACAACGGCCAAUCGGACUGAAGUUAAAGGAGGAAAUUUAUGACAAACGCCAGAAAUGUAGCUGUACAACAACAUAUCCCAAAACACUGACCUUAUCCUGUCACUUUAAACAGUGAAGAAAACAUUCCAGAAGUUUAUCACACAAUAUAACUACAGUCUCUCUGAAGCAGUUCCUCUUUUUAGUUUUGUAGUUUUUUGCCAUUUUUAUACCUACAAUUUUGUUUAGUCAAAAUUUGACUCUGAAGGGGUGUUUUAAACUUUACACAAAAUUUGAGUCUUCCAUUUGCUACUUUUCUAUGGUUUGAUGUUUUGAGCACGUAUGUCACUAUCAAUAAUAUAUUUCUGUUUUGUUUUGUGUUUUUUCUUUUGAUGGAGUGCCAGUGAAUUUUUGUCAUAAUUUACAUGCAUCCCUUAAAGUCAUCAGGAAGCUAUUUGUGUUAAUGUUGUGUAAAAUUAGAGACUUAUGAUAUCCAUCACUGACACUGUACCCUCCAUCACCUCCAUCACGGAAAGUAGCAUUUAAUAUUUUUCUGCAAAAUUCUGCGUCAUUGGCGAAGCACCUUUACUUGCUACCCUUCUACAGGAGUGCCUCUGAGAAAGUCAUAUUUUUCGUUACCUGUAGUCUUGCACUUUGCAUCCAUGUUCAAUUCUGAUGUAUCAAGUUUUAUUUCUGAAAAAGAAAAGUGCAUUCACAAAGCAAAGUCUUUCCAAUGUGCUCAAAUGCAGCUUCCCUUGGGUUGAAACACGUUUUGGUCAAAGCUGGUCUGUUUUCAAUUUCCUACAGCAGAUUUCAGGAUAUGCAACUGAAAAAAAAAGUGUCAUAUUGCAGAACACCUAUAAAAUAAGCCACACAGACACCCUCAGUGUUGUAUUCACAACUUUUAAAACUUUGCAUUCCAGUACAACUUCAACCAAAGUUUUGUUCCUCUUAAAAUCUUAGAUAUUAACAGUUCAAUAACUGGCGUUGCAGAAUUCCUUAUAUCUGCAAAGGUUACAUCCUAAUUUGUUAGGAUGUAAUGCUGAUGUUUCUUCCAUAAAAUGACGCUAUUCUAAUUGUUAAAAUGCAGAUUAGCAGAAAACAAUACAGUGGGAAAAAAAUCAAGAAGACUGUUUAUUUUUUAUGCUAAUUUCUGCACUUUCUUAUAAAAACUGAAGUAUUUGCUCUGUCAUAGAUUCUUUCAUUCAUCCCGAUGCAAAAAGUCUUGUGUGAUUCAAACUGCAAGGUAAAUUUAUUGCAUGUUACAUUAAAUUUUUCAUCAGUGAGAAGACUUUUUGACUCAGGAUGAAUGAACGUUAUGUCUUUUUGUUUAAGGCAGUUGCCAUAUAAUAAUGCCUUAAACUUAAUUCAAGACCUCCACAGUAUAAAGUGUUGAUGCUUUGUGUGUUAGGGUUAGGGUUAGCCACUUCUAAUUAUCUCUUGACCCAUGUGGGAAAAAAAAUCGAGCACUUCUUUCUCUCUGAAGCUCUUAUUUGCACUUUUAAGUGUCUCAUUGUGGCUAAAGCCGUCCUACAGUGAGAAGUCCUUGAACUGAAUUUAAACAUUUUUAUUCUUUGACUAUGUAUUUAUUUGUUUUGGUACUCAAUAACUUCACUUCAUGACACUGUUUUAUACGUUUGAAUGUACCAGAUUUAUUAGGUCAGUUUGCCACGUUGACAGUGCUGUGUAAAUGUGUAAUAUAAAGUACAGUAUUGUGUGAGGUGUUCCUGAAAUACCGCGUCUCUCUUAAAAAGCCAAGUAGAAAAGUGCCACAGAAACCUUAAACAGUUGGAUUCUGUCGUUGUGUUGCUGUUCUGAAUGUGAGCAUUUAUUUGUAUUUACUCCUUUACCCUCAACGUGGCUGUUAUCAACACUGUGAAACAUCAGUAGGAUUUUUACAAAUCUAAUAGCUUCUGUUGUUUUUUAUUUAUAAUAAAUAAAAUAAGCGCUGAAGCUGAAAACUUA